AAGUUCCCAAGAAAGCGGUAUAAAAAGGCUUUCUUUCGGCCGGGUCCCGGCUCAGUAUGACCUAGAUUCCCGAAUCGGCUCCAGUCAGUCAGAUAGGCUCCAGAACGUUCCCGAGAAAGAGGACUCCCCAGCAGAGUACCAAAAGAGCAAGAAGACAUGGCUAAUUACGGGAUGCUGGUGCUGUUUUCGGUGAUCGUCGCCAUCGGUCAGAUUCAGGCGGCCGGCUACAACACUGAACCACAGUUGGUUGAAUUUGGGACUUUUGCGGCCGCAGAUACUACCUGUUACAUUAUGAAGAUUUUUAAGGGCCAGAAAAGUCCGGUCAUUCUAAAUUUCAACAACCCCUCUGGAAAAGUCAUAAACUACAUUAAAGUGGAAGCACAGAACAACAAUCGAAAGGCUGGAAUAACGGCAGACAUAACGAAUGGUGCAAUCGGACAGGCUUUCGUCUCUGUGAGAAUCAUGGAAGGACGGGGGAAAAGUACAUUUAAUGGUGACGUCUUUGUACAGAUGAAUUGUCUUGUGUAGAGGAAAAAGACUGUUCAAUAAGAAAUUUCCUGUUAAGUGUUUAAGGAUAAAUUAAGAUAAAAUAUAUGCUUUAAAGUUA
Molecule: messenger RNA, 607 nt
Organism: Uranotaenia lowii
Lineage: Eukaryota; Metazoa; Arthropoda; Insecta; Diptera; Culicidae
Exons: 2
Coding region: 157-528 (123 amino acids)
Source: RefSeq, a predicted model, not a curated record